Messenger RNA from Haemonchus placei, 531 nucleotides. The record is from the annotation of a GenBank genome assembly. Lineage: Eukaryota; Metazoa; Nematoda; Chromadorea; Rhabditida; Trichostrongylidae.
AUGAGCUCUAUAAAUGUCCAACAACUUGUUGCUCGUUUAUCGGCAGCAGUAAUGCGCUUCACAUUUGCUUUCCCCCUUAUUUUCCUAAUCGCAACCCAGGACAGCGCGUAUGGCUUCUGGCCAUUCGACUCCGGCGAGGACCCCUCUUCCGAUGAUGGAAUAUUCGGUUGGUGCAGAAGCCUAUUCGAUUGGUUUGAAAACCUUUUCAAGCCAUUCGGAAGUUCUGGCGUUAUCGUCAGUAGUGGUGACGGAGUCACCAAUGUUUCGGCUGUGAUCGGCGGCAAACGGUACAAUGCCACCUUCCCAGGAGUAGAUUCAAUUUCUUCCUCAUCGCGUAUCGUGAAUAUUAACGGAAACUCUACGGAAGUGUUCAACAUUACAGUCAACGGUACUACUUAUUAUACCUACAAGACUGUUGAUGGCAAAACGUCCUUUUCCAAAAAUGGACAAGACAGCGAUGAUGAUCCAUUUCAUGUCAUUUUACAAGAAGCCACAUCAUCAGAACCUCAAACGACUCCCAUCAGCAAAUAA